Molecule: messenger RNA, 1389 nt
Organism: Glycine soja
Lineage: Eukaryota; Viridiplantae; Streptophyta; Magnoliopsida; Fabales; Fabaceae
Product: F-box protein At5g52880-like
Exons: 7
Coding region: 138-998 (286 amino acids)
Molecular function (GO): protein binding
Source: RefSeq, a predicted model, not a curated record
UUAACCAGGGAAUGAAUCCUUCAGCAGAGAUAUUGAACUCAAAGUAUGGAGUGUUGCACAUAUCAGAAAUGCUAUCUGGGUCCCCUAAGAAUGUGUAGAUCAUCGUUCAUCAGAGAAUGUUGAAUUGAAUUGAGAAGAUGACAAACCCAUUAGAGAGAUACCAAAAACUUGGGCUAAGCGAGUCUCUACCGAAAACCUACAGAUACCCAAUUGCGUGCAGAGAGCUAAGCUUUAUUCUGAGGGAAGCUUUUCAUCAAUUCCCCAAAAAUUUGCAAUCCAUCGUCUUCCAAGACACCCUCUCCGCCUUCCGUCUCCUCCCAGAAAUACAGACUCAGAGUGCUGUUUCAGCAGUCCACUUCCUCCUUCAGAGUGUAGAAGCAGCACUACCAAAGCAAAAAAAGAAUGUGGCUGUAACAGAAUUUAAGCAUGCAAUGGUUGCUCAUAAGAGGCGCUGUAAAGCUCACCAGGUAGAGAAAGGUUCAUUGCCAUUGCCACAAGAUAUUCUUGUGCUCAUUUUCAGUUUUCUUGAUAUGAAAUCUUUAGUCUCAGUGGGGCUUGUCUGCCGGUCAUGGAAUAUAGCUGCAAAUGAUAACCAUCUGUGGGAGAUGCAGUAUGUUGCACUGUUUGGUGGUCGUGCUAAACUGGUUGAAGGCAAGAACAAUAGGCUUUUGCUGGAACCCAUAGAUACUAGAAUCAUUACUGAUUGGAAAGAAGCUGUUAAAGGAGCAUAUACUGGAGCAUUAUCCAGGAUAUUAACAACCAGUCGGGGAUAUUGUGGACACUGCAAAUCAGUAGUUUGGUUAAAUAACUCAAAAUGCCCCAAUGUACACUCUGGAAUAUCUGAAAUUCAAGAUAUUAAGCCUGUAACAGCAUUCCAGGCUGUGGAAUAUGUUCUAGAGGAUUCUCUAUCAGUAACAUCUUCCUCAGACAGUGAUAGUGAUUCGGAAGGAGGAACAGUUUCUAGGUUAUGGGCAUAUCCCAAGCAUAUAAGAAAAUAAUAUGGGACAGCUUUUUGCUUUGAAUACAUUCACAAUUCACAAAUGAGUAAAAAAACUCCCAACGUUCACCGGGUUCAUAUUCAUCGAGAAGCAAGUUUUAUGGCCCUUUUCAUAACCAAAAACAAAAGCUGAUUGUAAUGUAUCUGGAGGCUUUGGGGUAGAAAAAUAAUUUCUUUAAAAAAGAGAGGUACUUCAGAAUACCUCAUUUGUGAGUAUGAAUGAUGAUGAUGAUGAUGUGGUUGUUGUUGGUUGGAGCAAUGGGUCUAUCAUUACACCAGGCUGGGGCAAUAUACUGGAAUUCAGCUGUCAAGUGUUUUUUUCUUAUAUAUAAAAAGUAGGAAAAUUAUUACUUGUUAUUCAUUUUAAAGAAAUAUAAAUAUAUUUAACUAAA